Messenger RNA from Camponotus floridanus (Florida carpenter ant), 2027 nucleotides. It is a transcript of the gene Hrb87F, whose product is annotated as heterogeneous nuclear ribonucleoprotein A1, A2/B1 homolog. Gene Ontology annotation, molecular function: RNA binding. The transcript has 7 exons. The record is from RefSeq and is a predicted model, not a curated record. Bases 185 to 1360 code for a protein of 391 amino acids. Lineage: Eukaryota; Metazoa; Arthropoda; Insecta; Hymenoptera; Formicidae.
GCACCGGGGUGACCGGGGUUCACGCGAGUGUGUGCACGGAAUUCACGGAAUUGUGAUCGAUCGUUCGUAAUCAUCGUCGAGUGUCGUCGCAAUCUCGCAAAUAAUAACGACGUUUUCUCGUGUUAGUUCUUUUCGUAUUUCUUCUCCCAUCGGGAAGCCGGCAAUCCUGCCCAGAUCUCUCAAGAUGGUGAAAAUGGAGCACGAUGAUGGUAAAAAUGAGCCGGAACACGUGAGAAAGUUGUUCAUCGGUGGCUUGGAUUAUAGAACAACAGAUGACUCGCUUAAGAAACAUUUCGAGCAAUGGGGAGAAAUCGUAGAUGUUGUUGUUAUGAAGGAUCCUAAGACAAAACGAUCCAGAGGCUUUGGUUUCAUCACUUAUUCUCGUGCUCAUAUGGUGGAUGAUGCCCAGAAUGCUAGACCUCACAGGGUAGAUGGCAGAGUAGUGGAGCCCAAGAGGGCAGUACCCAGACAAGAGAUUGGCCGACCAGAAGCUGGAGCUACCGUGAAGAAACUCUUCGUGGGCGGCUUAAAGGAUGACCACGAAGAGGAGGAUCUUAGACAAUAUUUUCAGAGUUAUGGUAGCAUAAACUCGAUUAGCAUAGUCACGGACAAGGAAACCGGGAAGAAGCGAGGUUUCGGUUUCGUCGAGUUCGAUGACUAUGAUCCCGUCGAUAAGAUUUGUCUCCAACGUAACCAUCAGAUUCGUGGCAAGCACGUCGACGUUAAAAAGGCUUUAAGCAGAGCUGAAAUGGCAUCCGCAUCCGGGGGUGGCGGUGGUAGCGGAGGCGGUAGCCGUGGUAGCCAAGGAGUUGGCAGAGGACCGCGCGGUAGCAAUCAAGGUGGUGGUAGCUGGGGAGGACGUGGCAGCGGCGGUGGUGGCGGCGGUGGCGAUUGGAAUAACGGCGGUAAUCAAGGCGGAUACGGCGGUGGAGGUAAUCAAGGUUGGGGAGGUAAUGGACCAUGGGAGAAUCAGAAUCAAGGUAAAGGAGGAGGAUGGAACCAGGGCGGACAAGGUGGUUAUAAUAGCGGUGGUAAUUGGAGCAACGACAAUUUCGGCGGUGGUUAUCAACAGGGGUAUGGCGGUGGUCCUGUACGCAACAAUUUCAAUUCGGGCGGUAGAUCGGCACCUUAUGGCGCCAAUUCGGGUCCUAGCGGUCGACAAUCUGGCGACUCGAGAUGGUUACCGCCUUUUGGCGGACAAGGUUGCUCUUCACUUUCAAAAAUCAACAACAGACCCAUGGGUGGCGGAAAUUCCGGCGGUGGCGGCGGUGGAUAUGGAAAUCAAGGUGGCUAUGGCGGUAAUUCCCUUGGAAACAUGGGUGGUGGCGGUGGUGGAGGAGGUAGUGGAAGAAGAUAUUAAAAAACGCAGAGAGCAUGUCGCUAACAACCUCUCUCGCUGGUGAAGCUACUACUCCUACUACUACUUGUCUUCUAGUCGCCAGUACUUCUGUACUGUUUAGUAUCGGAGGCAGGCAGGCAGGCAGGCAGGCAGGCUAUCAGGCUAGAGAGACAAGACAACGAACAGGCAGAAACUCAGAAACUGUCAGGCAGGCAGGACAAUCAGGAUACAGGACAAAAAUAAAGAGACAAAGAGAAAGAGAAUCAUCAGUUAGCUUGCAGUGAGAGAGGCUUACAUGCCUAUCCUUUUUUAAUCUUGCGUCCGAUUUUUCCCCCCUUCUCCAUUCAUUGUAAACAUUCUCACUAUCCCCCUCGAAUAUACACGCGUGUCCUUUACAAAGACAUGGAUUCGUAAAGAUCGCUCGGACAGGAAAAAAACUCGUAUUUAUAUACAUAUAUAGAAGAUAAUUCAUAUUAAAAGAAGAGAGAGAGAGAGAGAACGAGGGAGAAAGAGCGCGUAUACACAUAGCGACAGAAAUGGUAACAGAAGACAAUGUAUACCUCAGCGUUUAUUUGUGUAGGAAUUAGGACUAAUUAAUAGGAAAUAUAUAAUUGAACUUAAUCAUUUUACGAAACUGUAUAAUUGUUUAAACUUAAAGUCGGCGAAAUAAAAGUGUAGAAACCUUUUC